AUGAUGCAAGAACACCGUGGAGAAACCUCUGCUUCAGGUGAGAGCAACUUCCCUUGGAAGAAAUUUUGGGCAGUUAAUACAGUCGCUCCGAAGAUCAAGACAUUCAUGUCGAGAGCUAUUCAUAAAGGCCUAGCUGUUUCACAGAGAAUUGGCAAAUUCGUUGAAGGAGUCUCAUCUACAUGCAGCCUAUGCAAUAACGCUGGAGAGUUUGUAGACCACGUUCUCCUUCAUUGCAACUUCUCCCAAGCCGUCUGGUUUGCGCCUCCUCUUGGUUUUCGCCUACAAGGAAACAGUCAGAUAACCAUUAUUAAUCUUGUGGAAUCUCUAUUCAGAGCUGAUGAUAAUCAAUCCUCUCUUUCUAUAGGAAUGGCAAUCUGCUGGGCCAUUUGGAAAUGCCACAAUGAGAAGGUUUUCAAACACAAGAACAUGAACGUUCAUGAUGCACUGACAAUUGCUCUUUACUGGUACAACCUCUACUACAACUACAAUGGGGAAGAAGAACUAAACGGAUUGGAGAGUGUUACCCAGACUGAUGCUGUCUCAACCAAUGCAAUAUGGACUCCACCAGAUCAACUAAAUAUCAAAAUUAAUGUAGACACUACGUGGAAAGAUGGUGUUUUCGCGUGUGCAGUCGUUGCAAGAGACCAUAAUGGAAACUGUCAUGGUGUUGGUACUACUCUGGGUAGAACAGACUCAGUAGUUUUUGCAGAAGCAUCUGGUUUCCAGCUAGCUGCAGAUUUAGCGUCUUGGUUGAAUCUUAAUAAAAUUAUCAUAGAAGGAGAUAAUCAGAUUGUCGUAAAGAGCUUAAUAGGAGAUCUAAGGAAAGCCCCAUGGAGAAUAUGGAGACUGAAAGACCACAUCAUCCACAAGAUGGCCAUUCUCAACAGCAGCGGUACUUACAGUUUCGUCCCAAAACCUGCUAACAAGGCCGCUCAUUCUUUGGCAGCCUUCGCUCUCACCCACAACAAAAGUGAACCAGCUCCAAUAUUCCGGCUAGCAUUGUUACUCUUAUUGUAA
Messenger RNA from Papaver somniferum (opium poppy), 1017 nucleotides. RefSeq lists its product as uncharacterized. Gene Ontology annotation, molecular function: nucleic acid binding; RNA-DNA hybrid ribonuclease activity. NCBI's taxonomy places the organism in Eukaryota, Viridiplantae, Streptophyta, Magnoliopsida, Ranunculales, Papaveraceae. The record is from RefSeq and is a predicted model, not a curated record. Bases 1 to 1017 code for a protein of 338 amino acids. The transcript has a single exon.